GUCAGAGUUUACAACAUUGAACCCUAAAUCAUUAUGUUCCCAAAAUCAAAAUUUCACUCCUCGAGAGUAGCGAGAAGAAGAAGGAGAUGAGCAAGAUCCGUUCGUCUGCGACAAUGCCACAUCGCGACCAGCCGUCACCGGCGUCUCCUCACGUCGUUACACUCAACUGUAUAGAGGAUUGUGCGCUCGAGCAAGACUCCCUCGCCGGCGUUGCUGGUGUCGAAUACGUCCCGCUCAGCCGCAUCGCCGAUGGUAAGAUCGAGUCCGCCACCGCCGUUCUCCUCCAUUCCCUCGCUUAUCUUCCACGCGCAGCUCAACGCCGACUCCGUCCUCACCAGCUCAUUCUCUGCCUUGGCUCUGCUGAUCGCGCUGUCGAUUCGACUCUCGCCGCCGACCUAGGUCUCCGACUUGUCCAUGUCGAUACUUCCCGAGCCGAGGAAAUCGCGGAUACUGUAAUGGCGCUUAUCCUUGGACUCCUUCGACGGACGCAUUUACUCUCGCGACACGCUCUAUCGGCGUCUGGAUGGCUCGGAUCGCUUCAGCCUCUUUGCCGGGGAAUGAGACGGUGCCGUGGUAUGGUUUUGGGUAUCGUUGGCAGAUCUGUAUCCGCUCGGUAUUUGGCUAGUAGAAGCUUAGCUUUCAAGAUGAGUGUGCUAUACUUCGAUGUCCCAGAGGGAGAUGAAGAACGAAUCAGGCCCUCAAGAUUCCCACGCGCUGCGCGAAGAAUGGAUACAUUGAAUGAUCUUCUAGCAGCAAGUGAUGUAAUUUCGCUUCAUUGUGCAUUAACAAAUGACACGGUUCAGAUACUCAAUGCAGAGUGUUUGCAGCAUAUAAAACCUGGGGCUUUUCUUGUAAAUACUGGAAGCUGCCAGCUGUUGGAUGAUUGUGCUGUGAAACAACUUCUAAUUGACGGCACUAUCGCUGGCUGCGCCCUUGACGGUGCUGAAGGUCCGCAAUGGAUGGAAGCAUGGGUGAAGGAAAUGCCAAAUGUGUUAAUUCUACCUCGCAGCGCAGACUACAGUGAGGAAGUAUGGAUGGAGAUAAGGGAGAAGGCCAUCUCUAUCUUGCAUUCAUUUUUCUUAGAUGGUGUCAUACCAAGUAACACUGUUUCUGAUGAGGAAGUUGAGGAAAGUGAAGCAAGUGAAGAAGAAGAACAAUCACCUAUCAAACACGAGAAAUUAGCAAUAGUGGAAUCCACCAGUAGGCAACAGGUAGAAAGUUCUCUCACCAGCACUGAGAUCGUUCAUAGAGAGGCUAGUGAGUUAAAGGAAUCUCUGAGCCCUGGUCAGCAACACCUUUCUCAAAAUACUGCUGUAAAACCUGAAGGAAGACGUAGCAGAUCCGGUAAGAAAGCCAAAAAGAGACAUUCACAGCAAAAAUACAUGCAAAAAGCGGAGGGUUCCUCAGGGUUAAAUGAAGAAAGUACUUCACGAAGAGAUGAUAUUGCUAUGAGUGACACGGAAGAAGUAUUAAGUUCCAGUUCUAGAUGUGCAUCUCCUGAAGAUUCCAGAAGUAGGAAAACACCUCUUGAAGUAAUGCAAGAGUCUUCCCCAAGUCAGCUUGUAAUGUCAAGUAAGAAGUUCAUUGGAAAGUCUAGUGAGCUGCUGAAAGAUGGAUAUGUUGUAGCCUUAUAUGCGAAAGACCUCUCGGGUCUUCACGUUUCCAGGCAAAGAACGAAAAAUGGUGGUUGGUUCCUCGAUACUUUGUCCAAUGUAUCCAAACGGGAUCCUGCUGCACAAUUCAUCAUCGCAUACAGAAACAAGGACACUGUUGGUCUGAGAUCAUUUGCUGCUGGUGGGAAGUUACUGCAGAUCAAUAGAAGAAUGGAGUUUGUGUUUGCUAGCCAUAGUUUUGACGUGUGGGAGAGUUGGAGUCUAGAAGGUUAUCUGGACGAAUGCCGGCUUGUAAACUGCAGGAAUUCCUCUGCGGUGUUGGACGUUCGUGUGGAAAUAUUGGCAAUGGUAGGAGAUGAUGGUCAUUGUUUACCCAUGAGUAUGAAUCUACCGGGUUACAAUACUCUUCCCCACGCGGCAACAACGAUACCGGUUUCCAUACGGAGCAAUACGAUGUCGUUUAUUGAGGAUCCAACAAAGAAGAUUAGGAAGCCUUACACAAUCACCAAGUCUAGAGAGAACUGGACGGAGCAAGAACACGACAAGUUUCUUGAAGCUCUUCAUUUAUUUGACCGGGAUUGGAAGAAAAUCGAGGCCUUUGUUGGAUCAAAAACAGUGAUACAGAUACGAAGCCACGCACAGAAAUACUUUCUCAAAGUUCAGAAGAAUGGGACUAAAGAACAUCUCCCACCUCCUCGACCAAAGAGGAAAGCCAAUCAUCCCUAUCCACAGAAGGCUCCUAAAUUUGCUCUUACUUCUUCAAACGCAUUGCUUCAACAUGACUACUUAUACAGCACUAAUUCGCAUCCCCGUAAGCAUGGAUUAGUGCCUUGCGAUGUUAAUAUACCAACUACUGUGAUCAAAGAGGAAGUGGGUGGCUCAGAGAACUGUUGCAGCACUAGUAGUAGGAGUAGAGAUAAGCAGAGGACUCGAACUGUUACAGAGCCAAAUGACCAAGAAAAUUGUGGAAAGCCACAUAGAGUGAUGCCGAAUUUCGCAGAAGUUUACAGCUUCAUAGGAAGUGUAUUUGAUCCAAAAACAACAGGUCAUGUCCAGAGAUUAAAGGAAAUGGAUCCAAUAAAUCUAGAAACGGUCCUCUUACUGAUGAGAAAUUUAUCUGUAAACCUGACGAGUCCCGAGUUUGAAGAACAACGGAAGUUGAUAUCAUACAACACCAGAUAGAAUGAGAAGAUAGCUGUGGAAGUCUCUAAUGGUAGUCUCACUGCCUAAGUGUCGGAGUUACAUGUCGAGCUCUCGCUUUCUGUGAGUGGACUAAAUGAAUGAACCGGUUGUACAUACAAGUCACAAAAGUUUGAAACAUCUUAGGAGAUAGACAAAGCCUGCGUAGAAAGACAGACAUUAGCGUUUGUUUUGUAGUAUUCAAUGGUUACUUAGGUUUUUUUAUACGGAAUGGACUAAUUAAUAACAGUACUGGUUUUGA
Molecule: messenger RNA, 3054 nt
Organism: Arabidopsis arenosa
Lineage: Eukaryota; Viridiplantae; Streptophyta; Magnoliopsida; Brassicales; Brassicaceae
Source: the annotation of a GenBank genome assembly